AUGGACUAUACAGAAACGUUUACAGAGAUUUUUUCAGGUAGAGGCUUUUCAAACUACCUAGAAUUUGAAAAAGUCAUUAACGAUUUCCAAGAGCUUACGGGAUUAAGAUUUAUUUUCAAACGUACUUUCCUCUUUCCGACUGAACAUCCUCGCCGUGCCACAUUGGUAUACAAAUCUUUGCAAUAUGUUUGCUCGGAGAGUAAGCCCAGGACCGGAACUGGUUGUGAAGCUUCUUUCACAGUGGGCUGUCGCAAUGGCUUUCUCUACGUUUCGAAGUUCCAUAUGGUUCAUAAUCAUGCAAUUAUAAAAAGAACGCUUGAAAAGCCAAAGCCUGAGCCAUAUAUCGUUAUUACUGAUUAUUCCACGCAGUUCAUGGAGAUCUUCCCAUCGCUUGUGUUUUCAUCGCUCAGUGAACUCGAAGAUAAGAUGGAGGAAUUUCAGAUUAAGACGGGAUGCAUGUACGCAAAAAGACAUACAUGUCCAUGGCCUAAAGAUGACCUAGAACACCAAUCCGUGGUCUACAGAAAAUUCGCAUACGAGUGCCUUCAUUUCGGCUAUUGCAAGGAUCGUAGUAUUUCAAAACCCGACCGCAGAUCGUCCAGAACUGGGUGCAAGUCAGUUAUAUUUGUUACCUGUCGCAACAAUCAGUUGCACAUCUCUCGUUUUGACGUGCGACAUAACCAUCCCGUCUCUGGUUCUUGUGGCUACGUCUAUCGCCGAAAUCGCCGACUUAAUCCUCAACAGCUAGCCAUAAUUAAGGAUAUGCUCAGGGAACACCAGCAUGAAUUCGCGCUAAAGGAAUACAUCCAAAGUGCAUUCCACGUAUAUUUAACAACAACGGAUGUUCGAAAUUUGAAGCGGAAGCUACAGCCAAAAAAAAAUGCUCGACGUCUCCUCGGUUUGACGCUAAAGUCCUUGGGUAGUGCAGGCUAUGCGGAAAUUUUGAGUGACGAGGAUGGCAUAGAUCGUGUGUUAUCAUUUACAGCUCCAUAUUUAGUGAAAAAUUUUCAUUUUUAUCCUGAAGUGGUUCUGAUACGUGAACUGUCGGGAGCUGCCUUUUCAGUUUACCAUUUCUCAAUCGUUGACCGUCAACUUACCAGCAAGACCGUGAUGUUUUCUUUUGUGCUGGACCAAGGUGUUUGUGGCACCUUUGCCUCUGUACUGCAGUCUUUUAAACACCUAAUGCAGUCGAGAGUGGAGGAAGUUGAGACCAUCUUCGUGGAUAUUAAUUCUAUCGAACGACAUGAAAUUCUUCAAGAACUGCCUCAGGCUCGAAUGCUCUUUUAUCAAGACAGUGUCCUUAGCUAUGUAAGGGAUCAAAUGGAUGACCUUUCAACUAUUCAUUGUGAUAAGAAGGGUCUUUUCCAGCACUUUUUUAACGCACUAAAGACUCCGGAUAGUGAGACUUAUUUAGAAUCCCUUCAGGAGAUCGCAAACGCUUCGCCAUCUUUUUGGAAUAUCAUUAACAAAAUCUGGAUCCCUUGUGUCGAGCAAUGGGCCGAACAUCAUCGUCUUGAUCAGUUAACAUUCGGGGUUGAAAAUCGCAACUCCUCCUCUUUGGAGCACUUUGAAUCAGUUCUCAAAACUGACAAUAGCCUCGAUUCCUGCGCAAAGAGAUUACUUGAACUUGCAACUCCAUCUAAACACUCCUACGAGGUCAUCUGCAAAGACGAUUUCCCCGGUCAACCUGAUGAUGUUAAUGCCAUUCUUCGCCUUUUAUCCGAACCAGUGGCUGGAGUAGUUCUUGCUCACCUCGAGACUGCGAAAAUAUCCUCAGACAUUCUUCCUGAUUUGGCGGCAAGAAAGUGUUGUUGUCCCUUCAAUCUUCAAUGGCGCUUACCCUGUCUCCAUCUCAUAAAAACUGCGAGGUCGGCCUACAUCCCCUUGCCGAGUUUGUUGAAGGGGUCUCGAUGGCUGGAACACUGGCCAAUGGAGUGUUCAGAAGUGGACGGUGUGGUCGAAACGGUUGUAGAGGAGGAUACCGAACUGGCCCUUUUAUCGCCUACCGCAAGGCUACUAAAAAUCGAUAUGCAAGUACAUGACAAUCAGGAGAUGGUAUUGUCAUCAGAUUCUGCCAAAUGUAGGCGAAGGCAGCUGCAGUUGAAGAAUCUGGAAAGGCGAUGGUUACAUGAGGACGUUGCCCUGCCCAGCACCAGUGCUGACGCACCAUCGUAG
Messenger RNA from Hydatigera taeniaeformis, 2175 nucleotides. The record is from the annotation of a GenBank genome assembly. Lineage: Eukaryota; Metazoa; Platyhelminthes; Cestoda; Cyclophyllidea; Taeniidae.